Molecule: messenger RNA, 690 nt
Organism: Symbiodinium natans
Lineage: Eukaryota; Dinophyceae; Suessiales; Symbiodiniaceae
Source: the annotation of a GenBank genome assembly
AUGGGCGGCGUCGAGGGUAUGAUCAAAGUGAAGGUCAAGGAUAGGGAUGAGCCGUAUCUCGUCCCAGCCAUGGUGCUUGCAUUGAGUUCAGAGGUGUGGAGGGGCUGCUUGGCCGGCUCAUUCAAAGAAGGCCUCGCAAAGGAGCUUCAACUUACUGACGUGGCUGACGCGACUUUCCGUAUUCUGCUUGACUUUCUCCUGCCGGCAGCCGCUUCGAGCGGAAUCGUUACGGACUCGAACGUGUACCAGCUGACGGAGAUUUCAUUGAAGUACGAGAUGCCGGGCUUAAAGUCCAAAUGCACCUUGCACUUGUCAUCGAGGGACAUUUCGGCAGACAACGUUGAGCAACGGCUGUACUUGGCCAUCAAGUUCCAAGAUCAUGCGGACAGUGGCUUCUUCCGCGAGGACCUGCAACGCUGCAAGAGUUUCUUGAUCGAGAAGUUCAUGCACAUGGACACGUGCAAGAUUCUGCGCGCGGUCCAGACUCGUGUUAAGGAGGAUGCAGCACACGCGUCUUUGAGCCCCGCUGCUUUGACUGACCUGUGCAUCAACCUGACCUGGGAAGUUAUGGACGGGAUCACUUGCCGGGCCAAGAAAGCCAGAACGGCGUAUCGAAACGCAACACCUGUGGGGGUCCAACUUAACAACAUCCAACAUUGGGCCCCUGAUCUGUACAGAUUCCUGCAGUGA